Molecule: messenger RNA, 1719 nt
Organism: Tripterygium wilfordii
Lineage: Eukaryota; Viridiplantae; Streptophyta; Magnoliopsida; Celastrales; Celastraceae
Product: syntaxin-43-like
Exons: 8
Coding region: 302-1273 (323 amino acids)
Biological process (GO): intracellular protein transport; vesicle fusion; vesicle-mediated transport
Cellular component (GO): endomembrane system; membrane; SNARE complex
Molecular function (GO): SNARE binding; SNAP receptor activity
Source: RefSeq, a predicted model, not a curated record
ACAGUUUGACCAAGCAGGCAACCACUGGGAAGUGGGAAGCAAUAAAAUUCUCUUCAAUAACCCACCUGAAACUCCCAAUAUUAGCCAGAUUCUUAACUCCACCGCCACGUGACCCUCGCCGUCGGUACGGCACGUCCUCUGUAUCGGACCACGUGAUCUCUCUCUGAAGGCACCAACCUUCCCGCUCGUCCCCUUACUUUCUGGGUGAUCAUAACAAAGCAUCGGUCUUCUUCAGAUCUGUAGUUUUGGAUCCGAAUUUGAAAAUCGCGAAUUGGAUUUGAAUUUUCGCUGGACCGUCGUUAUGGCGACGAGGAAUCGGACUUUAAUAUUCAGGAGGUACAGGGAUGCGUUAAAGAGCGUGCGUGUCCCAGCGAGCUCCUCAGCGCCGUCCACGAGUUCUGGUGGUGGCGGUCCUGUGAUUGAGAUGGUGAGCACAUCGCUUCUCAAUCCCAAUCGGUCUUAUGCUCCUCUCAGUACUGAAGAUCCCGGAAAUGUAAGAGGUGCACUGACAGUGGGCUUACCACCUGAUUGGGUGGAUGUAUCUGAAGAAAUAGCUGCAAAUGUGCAACGGGCACGGACAAAAAUGAAUGAAUUAGCCAAGGCUCAUUCCAAAGCUUUAAUGCCUUCAUUUGGAGAUGGAAAAGAAGACCAACGCAGGAUUGAGGCUCUCACCCAUGAGAUCACUGAUCUUCUGAGGAAAUCAGAGAAGAGGUUACAAAGACUUUCUCCAGCUGGGCCUUUUGAGGAUUCAAGUAUUAGGAAGAAUGUGCAGCGCUCUCUUGCCACUGACCUUCAGAACCUUUCAAUGGAGCUUCGCAAGAAACAGUCAACGUAUUUGAAGCGUCUCCAGCAGCAAAAAGAGGGUCAAGAUGGAGUUGACCUGGAGAUGAAUCUGAAUGGGAGUAGACCAAGAAUUGAUGAUGAUGAUUUUGACGAUAUGGUGUUUAAUGAGCAUCAGAUGGCAAAGCUAAAGAAAAGCGAGGCAUUCACAGCCGAGAGGGAAAGAGAGAUCCAACAGGUUGUAGAAUCAGUGAAUGAACUUGCACAGAUCAUGAAAGACCUGUCGGUACUUGUGAUAGACCAGGGUACUAUUGUUGAUAGGAUAGACUAUAACAUUCAGAAUGUUGCAACCACGGUGGAUGAGGGCCUGAAACAGCUUCAGAAGGCAGAGAGAACACAAAAAAAAGGUGGAAUGGUAAUGUGUGUUACGGUGCUAAUUAUCAUGUGCUUUGUCAUGUUGGUCCUCCUAAUCCUGAAGGAAAUACUCUUUUGAAACCUGAUUAUAUUCAAGAAGUCAUUUGCGUUCUUAUUGUUGAAACUCUUCGCCGCCACAGAAUUCAUUGGAGAGAAACAUUGCCAUGCAUGGAAAGGUCUGAUUUGUCCCGGUUAUACGGGUUACAUAUUAGGGCUUCUUUCUUUGUUUCUUCUUUUCCUGUUUUUGAGGCUGCUGAAUGAAGGGAAAAUAAGGAAAGAAAAGGGGUGUGGGCUGUAGUCCACACCCUGGAGAUGAGAUGUAUAGAGCUUAUAAUGUAUAAUGUUUCAUUGUCAAGGACCUCAUCAAUUCUUACAAAAAUUUUGGGUAGUUUGGUGGCUUGGUUUCUGGGUAUUGAAUCUCUAACGGUUUGUAAUAGUAAUUCUUUCAUUCUAUGGUACAAGAUGAAGUGCCUUCUGUAUUAAGUUCCUUCAGUUGUGUUAUGAACAACCGGAUCAUAAACAUCA